UUAUUUUGACGUUGCUGUUAAGUAAGCUUCGAGCAACUGCUGGUAGUAAUCUUGUCGCAGUGAAGCCUAAUUAAAACAGAACGACUUGCGUCGAGUAUUCGUCAAGAUUUUUCGAAAAAAAGUCUUCAUAGCUUCACGGAAUAAUGAUUGCCUUAGUGAAACUGUCACUGCAAUUGUUUUGGAUCGUAAUGGAAGACAUUAUGAAUUUUACUACCACGGCAUUAAAGGUUGUUCCAGUUUUUAGGCAGCUGAUUCCUAUUGAAAAGAAGAGAGUGAUAUACUAUUCCAGGAGAAAGGGAUUGGAGUGUGUCGCACCAUUGUUCACAUCUGUUGAGGAAACUCCAAAACCCAUAGUGGCAAAGACCAAAGGGAACAUCCCAAAAUGGUUACAGGGAAGUCUGCUGAGAAAUGGGCCCGGAAAAUACGAGUUUGGAAAUGACAGAUAUAAUCACCUUUUUGACAGCCUGGCCUUGAUGCAUCAAUUCAGAUUUGAUGAUGGUAUUGUUACCUACAUGAGCAAGUUUCUACGCAGUGACGCAUACCGUAUCAACAGUGAAUACAACCGAAUCAUGGUAUCGGAAUUUGGAACUGUAGCAAUGCCUGACCCUUGCAAAAACAUUUUUGAACGCUUCACUAGUCGAUUUGAAAAAGUUGAUGCAACAGAUAAUGGUUCUGUGAACUUCGCACUGUAUAAGGGAGAUUACUAUGCAACCACAGAAACUAAUUUUAUCUAUAAAGUGAAUCCUAAUACUCUUGAAACUGGAGAAAAGAUAAAUUUGACCAAAUUUGUUGCAGUGAAUGGAGCCACAGCCCAUCCACAUUAUGAUCCCGAUGGGACAACCUACAACAUGGGCAACUCCUAUGGUAGAAAUGGUACGAUGUAUAAUAUCAUUGCAGUUCCUCCACAACUGUCAGAUGAUGAAGAGACGCUUCGAGGAGCCAGGAUAGUUUGCAACUUUAAACCAGAGGACAGCACAAGGCCUUCUUAUUACCACAGCUUUGGAAUGACCAAAAACUACAUCAUAUUUAUUGAGCAACCUCUAAAAAUAAAUAUAAUGAAAAUUCUCACCUCCCGGCUCAGAGGUAAAAGUUUCGACUGUUCAAUAAGUUGGGAGCCAGAACUCAACACCAUUAUCCAUGUAGCUAAUAAACACACCGGAGAGGUGAAUCCCUUCAAAUAUUACACCGAAGCCUUCUGCUUGUUUCAUCAUAUCAAUGCCUUUGAGGAUAAUGGCUUUAUUGUACUUGAUUACUGCCGUUUUGAAAGUGGGAAAUUUCUGAACAAAAUAACUCUGCAAAACCUGCGGCAAAGUGGCGAAGAAUUGGAUGAGUUUUACAAUACAAUUCCAAAAGGAUUGCCGUACAGGCUUGUUUUGCCUUUGAACAUUAACUCCAACAGAUCGACUGAAGAGAACCUCAACACUUUAACAUACAGCAGCGCACUUGCCUUCCGAAAGGCAGAAGGAAAGAUUUGGUGUGAGUCUGAGAAGCUCUAUGAUGAUGAUUUUCUGGAUGAAGGUGGAAUGGAAUUUCCACAAGUUAACUAUGCAAAGUGCAGCGCCAGAAAAUACAAAUACUUUUAUGCAUGUGGAUCCAACCAUGUCAUACCGAACUCUCUAAUAAAGAUGGACGUGGAUACAAAGAAAUAUAAGAUCUGGAGUGAGGAAGGCUACUACCCAUCAGAACCAAUCUUUGUGCCAUCUCCUAAUGGAACAGAUGAGGAUGAUGGAGUUAUUUUGAGUGUAGCUAUUUCACCGGAUCAGAGCAAGGGUAGCAUGUUGCUUGUGCUGGAUGCUAAGACCUUCACUGAAAUGGGGAGAGCAGAAGUGCCUGUUCAAAUGACAUUUGGAUUUCAUGGUGUCUUUGCAAAGCAUUAGUUUAUUGAAUCAAGUCUAUGGUUUGCACCGCUCUGCUAUAUUACCUGUAAUCACUAGUAAUCGAAUAUAUUUUAACCAAAAGCUUACUAAUUUUAUAUUAACAAAUAAUAGUAGAUAAAUUUAGCGUGACAGUUUCCAGUUGAACAACUCAAUAUGUGUCAUAUUGGACAAAGAAUGUUCUCAGUCCCAAUGCGGGCAAAGGCCUUAGUUGGAGUUCAAGUUUAACAAUUCCCAUUUACAGUGGGUAGAUUAAAAAGAUCAGAUAAACCUAAAAUGCUGCGCUAUAGAUGAAGCCAAAGAAAAAACUUGAUCUUUUGUCUUCACUGUUCUGAUAGAUAGUCACUGGAUAGUAUUAUGAUGCAGAGAGUAGAUUGAUCCACACCACCCAAGCCCAUAUUGAUUCAGUUAAAGAGUGGGUAAUUUCCCAACUAAAACCUGGAACCUAUCAUUGUUGAUUAAUUUAAUGCAAAUUAAAUAGAUUUUUGGAAGUAAAUAUGAUUUUGGAAUUUAGUAUAGGAGCAGUUUGAAACAUGCCUUGGUGAGUCUAGUGAUCUUGGGAAGAAACAGUGGAUUUGGGCCAUUAGUUUCCUGUAUUGUUUCUGGAUCUACUGCAGAGUAAUUGAUAAACACUGAUUAGUCAAUAUUGACACAUGCUGCUAUGAGUGUAGGUGAAGGCUAAUUAACAGAAUUUAGUCUAGUUCCCACCUUUCUGAAGAAGACAGAGAGAAAGAAUUUCUGUUACUUGGAAAGUUAGGAGGAUGACACAAGAUCAAAGAAGUUAGACCAAGGUAGUUCAAAAAUGAAGUUGGAAAUUCUUCUAUUCACAAUGUGCGGUAAAGUUUGGGGAACUUAAGAACAUAUCAGUUGCUACUACAUAAACCAUUAAAUGAAAAAUCUAUCAAUUGAUAAAUUUUAGUUAAAGAAAGGAGUCAAGGAAUAUAGGAAGGGAUUAAGGCAGGAACAUGGCAUUACAUCAUGCUCGAAGGUUUGAGAUCUAUUAAACUGUAGUUGGAUAGGACUUGAAAAUGGUACCACUUAACUAUUUACUCUGUUAUUGGCAAUAAAGUGUUGGGAUUAUGCAAAACCUGGCACCAUCUACCCACACCAGGCUUCUUUAAUAAGAGCACAUUUCGUAUGGAGCUAAACCCUAAAAUAAGUCCCAAGUUUUGUCACUUUUUUUACAAAUUACUUGGCCAAUCCUGGGGCAGGAAUAGGAACUUUUCUGAUACUUUCAGCAUUUGGGAUACAGGUCCAUGCAGAUGAUGACAGUUUGCAAGUUGGAAAAGCAGCCACGAACCCAGUUCCCACACAACAAGAGAUGCAGCAGUCAGCAAAUCCAUCCUGUUCUCCCAAAUGCUCAUUCAUAUACACUUGCUGUAAAUAAAUUAGAUAUUCAGAAGCUGGGAGGACCUGUAAUAAGGAGCUUAUCAGUCCAUUCCCUUUCUCAAUCACGUUCUAGUGACAUCUAGUAAAGGACAGAAUGGAAACAGUUGGGUAAGAGUAGGAGAGUAAUUUAUCAUUUAAUUUGUGAUAGACCAAAACUGCAUUCAAAACUGUUAUCAGUCUUGUCAGCACCAAGUACAAUGAAGUUUUAUGCUAUCUAUCAAUGACUUAGAUGAUGGAAUAGAUGGCUUUGUUGCCAAGUUUGCAGAUGAUAUGAAGAUUGGUGAAGGGGCAGGUAGUGUUGAGGCAACAGGAAGGCUGCAGGACUUAGACAGAUUAGGAGAAUGGGCACGAAAGUGGCAAAUGACAUACAAUGUUGGAAAAUGCAUGGGCAUGCACUUUGGUAGAAGAAAUAAAUGUGCAGACUAUUUUCUAAACAGGGAGAAAAUCCAAAAGUCUGAGAUCAGGAUUAGAAUCAGAAUUAGGUUUAUUAUCACCGGCAUGUGUUGUGAAAUUUGUUAGAGGGACUUGAGAGUCCUUGUGCAGAACACCCUAAAGGUUAACUUGCAGGUUGAGCCAGUGGUAAGGAAGGCAAAUACAAUGUUAGCAUUCAUUUCAAGAGUUCUAAAAUAUAAGAGCAAAGAUGUGAUGCUGAGGCUUUAUAAUGCACUGGUGAGGCCUCACCUUGAGUAUUGUGAACAGUUUUAGGCUCCUUAUCUAAGAAAAGAUGUGCUGGCAUUGGAAAGGGUUCAGAGGAGGUUCACAAGGAUGAUUCUGGGAAUGAAAGGGUUAUCAUAUGAGGAACAUUUGAUGGCUCUGGGCCUGUACUCGCUGGAAUUUAGAAGGAUGAGGGGGGAUAUCAUUGAAUCUUUCGCAUUUUGAAAGGCCUAGACAGACUAGAUAUGGAAAGGAUGUUUCCUUUGGUGGGGGAGUCUGGGACAAGAGGGCACAGCCCCAGGAUAGAGGGUCGCCCAUUUAAACCAGAGAUGCAGAGAAAUUUCUUUAGCCAGAGAGUGGUGAAUUCGUGGAAUUUGUUACUACAGGCAGCUGUGGAGGUCAGGUCACUGUUGUGUGUCUUUAAGGGGGAGAUUGAUAGGUUCUUGAUUGGCUAUGGCAUCAAAGAUUAUGGGGAGAAGGCUGGGGAGUGGGGCUGAGGAGGGGAAAAAGGAUCGACCAUGAUUGAAUGGCAGAGCAGACACAAUGGGGCAAGUGGCCUAAUUCUGCCCCUAUGUCUUAUGGUAUUAUAGUCUAAGUUCUACUGGAAACUUCUGUUUCUAAAAAUAUGAAAGACUUUUCAACCAUCACGUAACCUCUUUAGUAAUAAGCAUUAUUAAAAAAGUAAUAAAUAUUUUAUAUUCGUUUGUGUACAAUAUUGAACUUGCAGCACUUGCAUACUGAUCUAUUAAUGAUUCUUUCUACUGCUGAAUAUAGAAAAUAGAAUUAAAAUGUUAUUCUUGACUUUCAUGCAAAAUUGUUGAUUCAAGAUUUUUUAUUCAAAAUCUAUGUUAAAAAAGAGCAUAUGAUUCACAAAUAAAAAUUUGCAGUUAAA
Mobula hypostoma (lesser devil ray) is the source of this 4809-nucleotide messenger RNA. Its product is annotated as carotenoid-cleaving dioxygenase, mitochondrial-like. The record is from RefSeq and is a predicted model, not a curated record. Bases 144 to 1877 code for a protein of 577 amino acids. Gene Ontology annotation, biological process: retinal metabolic process; carotene catabolic process. The transcript is spliced from 12 exons. Gene Ontology annotation, molecular function: beta-carotene 15,15'-dioxygenase activity; carotenoid dioxygenase activity. NCBI's taxonomy places the organism in Eukaryota, Metazoa, Chordata, Chondrichthyes, Myliobatiformes, Myliobatidae. Gene Ontology annotation, cellular component: mitochondrion.